GUAAAAGGAAAAACUGAGGUAGAUUGGCGGAUGGAGAAGGGAAGAGAGUAAGUGUCUACACCCCAUAGCCUAACUGGCAGAAGCCGUUGGUGUUUCAGUAGAAGUUGAGAACUUCAUUUUAGUUGGAAUGGUGUGUUUGUUUGUCUCUGUAAUACAGUAUGACAUCUCUGAUUUUUUUGUGCUCCUUGCAGAUUUGGUUGCAAUAGCAGAAAGAAUGGCGACGGUGAAGCACAAGAUACUCGUUUUAUCUGGCAAGGGUGGGGUUGGUAAGAGCACAUUCUCUUCUCAGCUUGCAUUUGCAUUGGCCUCAAUGGAUUUCCAAGUCGGUCUCCUUGAUAUCGACAUCUGCGGUCCGAGCAUCCCAAAGAUGCUCGGUCUAGAAGGUCAAGAGAUUCACCAGAGCAACCUCGGAUGGUCCCCGGUUUACGUCGAGCCCAACCUCGGCGUCAUGUCAAUCGGGUUCAUGCUUCCUAACCCAGACGAUGCCGUCAUAUGGAAAGGCCCCCGCAAGAACGCUUUGAUCAAACAGUUCCUCAAGGAUGUUCACUGGGGCGAGCUAGAUUUUCUGGUGGUUGACGCUCCACCCGGGACCUCGGACGAACACAUCUCAGUCGUUCAAUUCCUCCAAUCCACCGGGAUCGACGGGGCCCUCAUCGUCACCACCCCACAACAGGUCUCCCUCAUUGAUGUGAGGAAAGAGGUGAGCUUCUGCAAGAAAGUCGCGCUCCAUGUCCUCGGGGUCGUCGAGAACAUGAGCGGUCUUUGCCAGAAGCUCUCGGAGUUCAAAUUCAUGAGGACCACAGAGAGCGGCGAGCUGGUGGAGGUUACGGAUUCGGUCACGAGAUUAUUGAAACAAAAGGUUCCGGACGUGAUGGACGUGUUCGGGUACAGUGAAGUGUUCGACACCAGCAGGGGUGGGGCCGCCGGGAUGUGCAGCGAAAUGGGCGUGCCUUUUCUCGGGGCUGUCCCGUUGGAUCCUCAGCUGGGUAAAGCUGCAGAGGAAGGGAGGUCUUGCUUCACGGAUGACAAGUGCCCGGCAAGCGCCCCGGCGAUUAAGAAGAUUGUGGAGAAAUUGUUGCAAAGAUUGAGACCUGAAAGAACAGAUGAGUAUGGAGUUUGAGUUUUGUUUGCUGGUGUGGAGUUGCGUUUUUUUCUUCUUAUUUGCUACAGGGAAAGUUUAUUGCGCUUUUAUCUAUAUACACAUUGUUGUAGUAAGUUAAAAGGUUGAGCUAUGGAUUGUGAUAACAUGCAGACAAUGCAGUGUCUAUUGGUACAUUUAUCGUGUGAAGUUUUAAGACAUUACCUUGGCUCUUUUGAAUUGAGUUUCGAUGUCAUAUUAUGACAUUGGAUAAUUUUAGUGUUCGCCGAAGUGGUUCUUGCUCUUUUAAUCCUCCAAAACGACAGGCAGUGAUAUAAAGUAUAACAGUCUGG
Messenger RNA from Cuscuta campestris, 1431 nucleotides. Lineage: Eukaryota; Viridiplantae; Streptophyta; Magnoliopsida; Solanales; Convolvulaceae. The record is from the annotation of a GenBank genome assembly.